Glycine soja is the source of this 3148-nucleotide messenger RNA. RefSeq names its product beta-adaptin-like protein C. The transcript is spliced from 15 exons. The record is from RefSeq and is a predicted model, not a curated record. Bases 167 to 2863 code for a protein of 898 amino acids. NCBI's taxonomy places the organism in Eukaryota, Viridiplantae, Streptophyta, Magnoliopsida, Fabales, Fabaceae. Gene Ontology annotation, biological process: vesicle-mediated transport; intracellular protein transport. Gene Ontology annotation, molecular function: clathrin binding. Gene Ontology annotation, cellular component: membrane coat; clathrin adaptor complex.
AUAGCUUGUAGACGACACCGUUUUUGUAACUGUGAUACUCGUAUCGCAGACAGAGUUAACCGAUCCAAAUAUUGGUUUUGUAAUUGUAACGUUUUGUGUCCUUCCUGGCCAAAACCACUGGACGGAAACGGAGAAGAAGAAGCCGAAGCGCGCAAAUUGAGAGAAGAUGAGUAGAAACGAUUCCAAGUACUUCUCCACCACCAAGAAGGGUGAAAUCCCUGAGCUCAAAGAAGAGCUCAAUUCGCAGUACAAGGAUAAAAGAAAAGAUGCCGUGAAAAAGGUGAUUGCCGCAAUGACUGUCGGUAAGGAUGUCUCGUCAUUGUUCACAGAUGUGGUGAAUUGCAUGCAAACAGAGAAUUUGGAGCUGAAAAAGUUGGUUUACUUAUAUCUGAUCAAUUAUGCAAAGAGCCAGCCUGAUCUUGCGAUACUUGCAGUGAAUACAUUUGUGAAGGAUUCACAAGAUCCAAAUCCUUUAAUUCGUGCCUUAGCUGUACGGACAAUGGGCUGUAUUCGUGUCGAUAAAAUUACUGAGUAUCUAUGUGAUCCCCUUCAAAGAUGCCUAAAGGACGAUGAUCCAUAUGUUCGUAAGACAGCAGCUAUUUGUGUUGCAAAGCUUUAUGAUAUAAAUGCAGAGUUAGUUGAGGACAGGGGUUUUUUGGAUUCUCUGAAGGAUUUGAUAUCUGAUAACAAUCCAAUGGUUGUAGCUAAUGCGGUGGCAGCGCUUGCUGAAAUUCAGGAAAAUAGUAGUAGACCCAUCUUUGAGCUCACUAGUAGCACACUCUCAAAGCUCCUCACUGCUUUAAAUGAAUGUACAGAAUGGGGUCAAGUUUUUAUACUGGAUGCUCUUUCUAGAUACAAGGCAGCUGAUGCUCGUGAGGCAGAAAACAUAGUAGAAAGAGUUACACCUCGGUUACAGCAUGCCAAUUGUGCAGUUGUACUAUCAGCUGUUAAGAUGAUCCUUCAACAAAUGGAGCUCAUCACCAGUACUGAUGUUGCUCGGAAUCUUUGCAAAAAGAUGGCUCCUCCUCUUGUGACAUUACUCUCGGCAGAACCUGAGAUACAGUAUGUUGCCCUGCGGAAUAUCAAUCUUAUAGUACAAAGAAGACCAACAAUUCUUGCACAUGAAAUUAAGGUGUUCUUCUGCAAGUACAAUGAUCCCAUCUAUGUGAAAAUGGAAAAGUUAGAAAUUAUGAUAAAACUCGCUUCAGACCGAAAUAUAGAUCAGGUUUUAUUGGAAUUUAAGGAGUAUGCUACUGAAGUUGAUGUAGAUUUCGUUAGAAAAGCUGUUCGUGCAAUUGGUCGUUGUGCCAUCAAAUUAGAAAGAGCAGCUGAAAGAUGUAUUAGUGUUUUGCUUGAAUUGAUCAAGAUAAAAGUAAAUUACGUGGUUCAAGAGGCUAUCAUUGUUAUCAAAGAUAUAUUUAGAAGAUACCCCAACACAUAUGAGUCCAUAAUUGCAACACUUUGUGAGAACUUAGAUACCCUGGAUGAGCCUGAAGCCAAGGCAUCGAUGAUCUGGGUUAUUGGUGAAUAUGCGGAGAGAAUUGACAAUGCUGAUGAGCUUCUUGAAAGUUUCUUGGAAAGUUUCCCUGAAGAACCUGCACAAGUCCAACUACAAUUGUUGACAGCUACUGUAAAACUUUUCCUUAAGAAGCCAACUGAAGGCCCACAGCAGAUGAUUCAGGUUGUUUUGAACAAUGCCACUGUGGAAACAGAUAAUCCUGAUUUGCGAGAUCGUGCAUACAUAUAUUGGCGUCUCCUCUCAACUGACCCUGAGGCAGCUAAGGAUGUUGUGUUAGCUGAGAAGCCUGUGAUAACUGAUGACUCAAACCAACUUGAUCCUUCUCUACUUGACGAGCUUCUUGUCAACAUUGCUACAUUAUCUUCUGUCUAUCACAAGCCCCCAGAUGCAUUUGUAACCCGCACACACUCGUCUGCCCAGAAAACCGAAGACGAUGACUAUCCUGAGGGAAGUGAAACAGGGUAUUCUGAGUCACCUGGAAAUCCUGCUAAUGGCCCUGCUUCACCUCCUAGUGCCAGCUAUUCAGCACCUGCGUCUGUUGCACCGGCAUCGCCUCCACCUACUGCGCCUGUGCCUGAUUUACUUGGUGAUUUGAUGGGCACAGAUAAUAGUUCUAUUGUUCCUCUUGAUGAGCCAGCUACUUCUACUGGACCUCCAUUGUCUAUUGUACUUCCCACCUCAGUUGGUCAUGGUUUUCAAAUCAGUGCACAGCUGACCAGGCAAGAUGGUCAAAUAUUUUACAGCAUGUUGUUUGAGAACAAUACUCAUGUUCCACUUGAUGGCUUCAUGAUUCAAUUUAACAAGAACACAUUUGGUCUAGCAGCUGCUGGACCCCUCCAGGUUCCACAAUUGCAACCUGGAACCUCAACUAGGACACUCCUUCCUAUGGUUAUGUUCCAGAACAUGUCCCAAGGUCCUCCUAGCUCACUUUUGCAGGUUGCUGUAAAAAACAACCAACAGCCUGUGUGGUAUUUUAAUGAUAAAUUCUCAUUCCAUGUACUUUUUACUGAGGAUGGUAGAAUGGAACGUUCCGCUUUCUUAGAGACUUGGAGGUCCCUUCCUGAUUCAAACGAGGUUUCCAAGGACUUCCCAGACAUUGUGAUUGGCGGUGUGGAAGCGACACUGGAUCGACUAGCUGCAUCAAACGUGUUCUUUAUUGCAAAGCGCAAGAAUGCAAACCAGGAUGUGUUUUACUUCUCAGCUAAGAUUCCUCGAGGGAUACCAUUAUUAAUUGAACUUACCACAAUGGCCGGAAACCCUGGCGUCAAAUGUGCAAUCAAGACACCAAGCCCUGAAAUGUCAGCAUUUUUCUUCGAAGCCAUCGAGACUCUUCUCAGGAGCUAAUAUUACCGCUAUUAUUAUUUUUUUAUUUAUGUUGUAAUUUUUUCAUUUAAUUUUGUUUAUACAUUGUUUUUAUUAGCAUCUUUGAUAGAUAUUUUGGACAGGGGUUGUGAGUCCGAAUUUUUUUACACUAUAUAUAGCUGUGGUCUUGUGGACAGCGUUGGUUGGAAGGUUGGGUGGUUUGUAAUAUUCUGCUUUAUUUGUAAAAACAAUGAUUACUUAGAUGCUAUUAACAUUUUGUAUCAAAUUACAUGUUAUUUACAUAAAAUUAUAAAAUUGGCUUGCUCC